GGCACAAUACGUACCACAUGACAUUGCCGCGGUGCCGGACAGGGCUGGAAAAGUUACAAAAUUGGAAGAAAGCUGCAUGAGUGACAGCAUUUCAAACUUUUGCCCUAUCUACGAUAAAUCAGAGGCUGAAUGCUCUGCACUAUGUGUCGUACGCUGCGCAGCUCAAUGUGCAAUCGAUAUUGGACUCUGCCAUUUCAAGGCCAUUCUUGAAAU
Ilex paraguariensis (yerba mate) is the source of this 213-nucleotide messenger RNA. The record is from the annotation of a GenBank genome assembly. NCBI's taxonomy places the organism in Eukaryota, Viridiplantae, Streptophyta, Magnoliopsida, Aquifoliales, Aquifoliaceae.